Molecule: messenger RNA, 419 nt
Organism: Cherax quadricarinatus
Lineage: Eukaryota; Metazoa; Arthropoda; Malacostraca; Decapoda; Parastacidae
Source: RefSeq, a predicted model, not a curated record
AUGAAGACGAAGUCAUUGGAUCGCUAUGUGAACAUUCUGAAGAUAAUGGGUCAUGAGGCGACAGUCAUCGACUACCUGAAGGCGGACGUGGAAGGCUCAGAGAUCCCCAUGUUGACAGACAUCAUUAACAACACCCCAAAUCUACUUAAGAAUGUCAAGCAGAUCGGUGUAGAGGUGCAUCUGGAAAGAAAGCUGUACGGAGAGUACUGGAAGAUUUUCCAGCAGCUGGAAUGUUAUGGGUUCCAGUUGUGGUUCAGUGAGAUGAAUCCUGUUAGAAAAUUGUUCUUCAAGGUGAAGGGCAAAAUCCGUUCCUGCUGUUACGAGAUGGUCUGGGCCCGUGACCGCCAGUGGUAGACCACAACAGUGCCUUCUGAUACUACGGGAUGGUCUGGGCCCGUGACCACCAGUGGUAGACCACA